CAUCAUCAAGCUCGUCAAGAGCGAGGUCACCAUCAUCAUCAGCCUGAUUCACUCCCUCGUUGGCGACAUUGUCGAGCUCCUUGGCGAGACUGUCGAGAUUGUCGGUGAGGAGAAGGAGCAGAUCAUCUCUUGCGUCCUUGAGCUCGUCUUUGAGAUUAUCUACUGCCUGAAGCACGUCAUCAAGGUUCUUGGCUGCAGCAUCUUCGAGCUCCUCGGCCCCAUCGUCUUCGUCCUCCUCACCGUCGUCUUCCACCUCCUCUGCUCCCUCAACGGCCUCAUCGAGGGUCUCUUGGAGCUCGUCUGCUCCGUCCUCGGCGGUGUCAUCGGCCUCCUCCUCGAGGUCCUUGCCGGCCUUCUGCCCAUCGUUCUUGGCCUUGUCGGAGGUAUCCUCAAGGCCAUCAACCUUGGCGGCCUUCUCUGCAGCGUCGGCAGCAUCCUCUAA
Messenger RNA from Colletotrichum acutatum, 442 nucleotides. RefSeq lists its product as uncharacterized. The record is from RefSeq and is a predicted model, not a curated record. The annotation marks the transcript as partial. The transcript is spliced from 2 exons. Lineage: Eukaryota; Fungi; Ascomycota; Sordariomycetes; Glomerellales; Glomerellaceae.